Messenger RNA from Nilaparvata lugens (brown planthopper), 4783 nucleotides. Its product is annotated as UDP-glycosyltransferase UGT5. The transcript is spliced from 6 exons. Gene Ontology annotation, molecular function: UDP-glycosyltransferase activity. NCBI's taxonomy places the organism in Eukaryota, Metazoa, Arthropoda, Insecta, Hemiptera, Delphacidae. The record is from RefSeq and is a predicted model, not a curated record. The coding region runs from base 1545 to 3134 and encodes 529 amino acids.
AGCUUUUAGUAAAGCUGUUGCUGUCUACAGUCAUCCAUUUGCACUUGAAAAUUAUCCGCCAUCUUCCUUCUCCUACAGUUCCUACAUUAUUCUUCUUCACAUCCAAUUUACUAACUAAACUAUCCAUGAGUAACGUUUGCUUUAGUUAACUUACUCUAGUACUCACUAACAUAUACCGUAGCAACUUCCUUUAGGUACAUUUUGUUCUAGUCAUUCUAAUACAUUAUCCGUUUCUUCUAUAUUCUUCUCGUUUCCCCAUUAUUACUCUAUCCAGCACAACCCUUCCAAAAUAACUUCUUAUAGGCUAAUAUUAAAUAUUCGCCUUCAGUCAAAUAAAAAAUCAUUGUUUUUCAACAGCUCCAAGCAAUCUCCAUUAAAUUUCUAAACAAUUUCCAAAUAUAUACUAUAUAUUUUAUGUAAUAGAGUAUUUUUCUUCAUCCACUAUAAUAUUUUUUGUUCAUCAAUCCCUCUCAUUUAAUCUACUUUUAUAACUUUCCCUUUUCGUUUCCAGUUUCAUCCUGACUUUUUCAAUCUCUAUCAUAAGAUUUCAAAUCUCACGAUCAUUCUCCAAUAUUACCCCACAUGGUUUUCUGUGAUUUUUUAUAAUUAUAUGAUCCUUUUAUAACUCCAUCAUUUGACUACCUAUCAACUAUUGUACGAAUCGGAUAUUUUUCUAUUAUUGCUCUGCCUCCAAUCUUUGCAUUUCCUCCAUAACAUUCUCCAUAUUAAAAAGGUACAGAAUAUCUUACUGGGUAGAAAACUAUCAAAGUUUUUUGAUAUUUACAUUUCUUUAUGCUACUUCUAAUAAUAUUUCAAAUCCACUUCAUGCAUUUCCUUCUGAAAAUUCACACUUCAUUUUAGUGGAAAAUAACUCAUACCAACAUAAUUUAUUCAUUUCCUAUUUAAUCUAUUGAAUCAUCUGACCCUCUAUUAAAUAAUCAACAAAGAAAAUCUAAUAUUCUACUCAUUUCACGUCUCACCAUUUUCCAGAUUUCAUUGAUAACUCCAUCUUUUGGUUCUAGCAGGAAAAUCAUUCCUACUUUUCUCCAUUUUAUAACUCACUCUCAUUAUUACCUGCCAACAAUCUAGGAAAAAUAGUUCAGAUUUCAAUCCAUUUCUUCAGUUUUGAUGCUUCAUACCUUGUCGUUCUCGUAGAUUAAUUAUUCAUAAUUUCCCAUCUUCUAGCGUCUUCUAAUAUUUCAAUACAUUUCUUGGACAGUUUCAUUCUUCAAAUUUCCUUCUGCUAUUUAGUUCUUCGAUCAAUAUUUGCAGUAGCAGAAGCCCAUAGUUCUAUUAUUUAUAUAGCUUUCAUUGGAUAUUUGAAAUAAUAUUAUGCAGUAAUCAAUUCCUUUAUUUACUUACCCCUUUUAUUCCUAUUUCCUAUCUUCAUCCGUAUUCUCUUAUCUAUUUCUCAAUUCUUUAAUGCUGCAUUCAUAACAUAACUUUAUCAUACUCGUAGAAUAUUAUCCAUUCUCUUCCAUCUACUAUCCUUACCGUACCUAAACAUCCCGUCCUUAAGUCUCCUCGGUUUCAAUUCCUCUGCCAUGUUCUCAUCUUCUUCUUCACUUGUGGUAUUCGUGCUGUGCGCGUGUGUGAGCUUCGCCAUGUGCGCGCGUAUCUUGUGUGUGAUCCCCACCAGCAACAAGAGUCACUACUCGACGUUCGAGACGCUGGCAGUGGAGCUAGCACGGCGCGGUCACCAGCUGGUUGUCAUCAAUCACUUCCCUCAGGAGGGUGGUCCAGGCUCCAUCAAGGGUUUAGUGGACGUGGAUACCAGGGGCCAUGUAGUUACAAUGGUGUCGGCCACGGAUGUCCUCUCUAUUGGCUCCAUCCCCUCCAACACCAUCUUCAAUCUGCGCGAUCUUUACGAACUCAUCGAUACAUCGGAAGGCGUUUUCCAGGUACCAGCCGUGGCAAACCUUAUAAACUCGACGGAUUCCACCUUCGAUCUGCUGAUAAUAGAGAUGUUCCACACCGACAUGUUCCUGGGUUUCGUUGACAAAUUCAAAAACGCUCCUCUGAUUGGAUUCUCCUCAGGAAACAUCCCUUCCUGGAUGAACGCCAGAUACGCCAAUCCUGAUAACCCGUCCUACAUACCUUCCUUCCUUUCCGAUUUCACUCCCAGGAUGUCCUUUUUACAGAGAGUGCACAAUACCUUGAUAGUGAUCCUAUCGAAAUUCGUCUACAACGUCUGUUAUCAGUCGAAAUCCGACUUCUAUGCCAGGAAGCAUUUCGGCAACGAUUUGCCACCAGUGUCACUAUUGGCCGAGAAAGCUGCUCUGCUAUUGGUCAACAGUCACUUCAGUCUGUAUGGAGCCAAGCCGUUGGUGCCUAACGUUGUGGAAAUCGGAGGAAUUCAAAUCAGGCCCGUCAAACAACUUCCUCAGGAGCUGCAGUCGUUCAUCGAUGGUGCCGAGCAUGGUGUCAUCUACUUUUGCAUGGGUUCGAUGCUGAAGGCGACAACCAUUCCCGACGACAAACGCGACGCCCUCGUGAAAGUGUUCUCACGGCUGCCGCAGCGGGUGCUCUGGAAGUGGGAGAACGACACCAUGCCUGGCAAGUCCGAUAAUGUCAAAAUUGUCAAAUGGAUGCCACAGCGUGAUAUACUUGAGCACCCGAACGUGAAGCUGUUCAUCUCGCACGGCGGCCUUCUGGGGACGACGGAGGCGGUGCACUGUGGCGUGCCCAUCAUCGGCAUUCCCUUCUAUGGCGACCAGGCCGGCAAUAUCGAAGCGGUAGCCAGUCACGGCGCUGGGCUGCGGCUCGAUUACAACGACAUCAACGAGCACAAUCUCUACGACAAGAUCACCCAAAUACUCAACAACCCACAGUACGCUGAAAACGCGAAAGAACUGUCGAAGAGAUUCAGAGACCGUCCGCAGAGCCCGCUGGAAACGGCCGUCUACUGGACGGAGUACGUCAUCAGACACAAGGGGGCCCCCCACCUGCGAUCCGCCGCUGUCGACCUCACCUGGUACCAGUACCUCCUACUCGAUGUCAUUGCAUUCCUACUCCUGCUAGCAGUCACCGUCAGCCUCCUCUUCUACUACACUCUCAAAUUUCUCAUCAAACGACUGUUCGCAAAGAGUGCACCGACCAACAAAACCGCAAAUAAAAAGGUGAAAAAAUCAUAGAACAACACAAUGAUAAGAGGAAAAGAUCUGCUAGAAAAGAGGUGCAACAAGGAAGAGACUGUAUUGAACUGAGUGAUGAGGCAACAUUGUAGUAAUAGAAACAAUUGGAAGUGUAAAUCAAAGUUAAAAAUUAUGGGACUAUUGAUUGAGCGGAUAAGGCAAAAUUUUACCGUAAUACUAGGAAGGUAAAAACAAUAAUAUAGUUCAAUGCUGGUGAGAGAGAAAGAUCUGCAAGAAAAGAAAAAAGUAAAAAAGGAAAGUGAAAAGUGAAGGAGUGGUACAUACAAAAAAAGGAGGAGGUUAUUGUACAACUAAGUAAGAAGGGCAACAUAUCAAUGGAGUAGGGCCUACUAAUAAAAGCAAUAAGAGAGAAACCUGCCAAAUAAAACAGGAUAAAAAUGCAACAUUUCAAUGAACAAAGGAAUAUGCUACUAAUAGUAAUAAAAACGUGAAAAAAUAUUAGUUUAACAGUAUUGUAAGGAAAAUAUCUACAAUUAGGCUUAAGAGGUGGUGCAACAAGGAAAGGUUUGAAUGAUUAUUGAACAAUUGAAAAUUAUUAAUAAUAAUUAUUGAUUAAUAAUUACGGUAAUCUAAAGCUGCGUUUACACCAAAGUUGACAACAAAAUGUUUACUUCACGUCCUUAUAAAUGCUAUCAGAUUGAACGGAGCUAGGCAAACACACUUCUAAUAUCCUCAUGCACAAACGAGUAAUAAGAUGAAACAAUUCAAUGUUACUCAUAAUAUUCUUGGACAAUUCAGUGAAUAUGGCAACAUCAAUGUAAACAAAAUUAUAUCGACUAGAAGUGUUUUUCGAAAAGUAUACGAUAUAAGAGAUAUAAUAAUAUGAUAGUAGGGCUUGGAGUAGAUCACAAGUGAAAAUUGCAACAAAAAUACUAGACAAAAAUUAAAUUGGAAAAGAAAAAAUAAAUUAUGGAAAAUAAUCGUAUAGAAAAUCAACUACAUAGUGUUUUCAUAUAUCAUAGCCUACCUUUAUCUAUCUACCUUGCUCCAGUAUGUUAUUAGAAAAAACAGUAGAUAAACUACUAUAGGAUUAAAGUAGCAUUUUAAAGCGGAAGGCAUUUUUACAAUCUAAAAUAUUUUACUUCUAUUUGGAUGAUUUUUGCGUUAAUCAUAGCUGCUUUCUCAGAGAGAAAAUAUUUUGAUUCUUAUUUGGUGAUUGUGUCAGUUGAGAAAUAUGAAAUCGUUGGCAGGUUGUUUUGAAAACAUGUCUUAAUCACUAAAAUUGUCAAAAAGAAUAUUUUUUGAUCAAAGAUAGUAAAUCCAAUGAAAUAAUGCAAUCUCAUGUUUUCUUCCAGUUUAUUGUUGAAUUUACUUGGAAUUUGGAUCUCCAUGUAAGGAGAUUUUUCAUUUCCAUUUUUCUUGAGUGUAUUAGAUAGUUGACUCAAAAUAAAUAACAGGACGUUAGUGAAUUGAAAAUGAUAAUUAUUCCAAACGUGAAAUAAGUAGCCUAGUAUUGACAAUUGAACAAAAGUUGGAUUCAAUAAUGCCAUUUGCCAUAAUGAUCAAAUUCUAGAUUAACUGGUUAGUUCUAGUUUUUGUAGAUAGAUUUUAUAGGUCCUUCAAAGUGUAUGACUCCCUUUUUGUAAACUGUAUUUUUUCAACUCGUUCAAUAAAGUUUGUAAGUUAUA